This is a messenger RNA of Oryza brachyantha (malo sina), 442 nucleotides long. RefSeq names its product glutaredoxin-C3-like. The transcript has a single exon. Bases 3 to 422 code for a protein of 139 amino acids. The record is from RefSeq and is a predicted model, not a curated record. Lineage: Eukaryota; Viridiplantae; Streptophyta; Magnoliopsida; Poales; Poaceae.
CAAUGCAGUACGGCGCGGCGGCGGAGCAGCCGUGGUACAUGCCGGCGGCGAUGGCGGCGCCGGUGGUGGUGGCCGAGACGGCGGCGGAGCGCGUGGAGCGGCUGGCGUCGGAGAGCGCGGUGGUGGUGUUCAGCGUGAGCAGCUGCUGCAUGUGCCACGCCGUGAAGCGCCUCUUCUGCGGCAUGGGCGUCCAUCCGACGGUGCACGAGCUGGACCUCGACCCGCGCGGCCGCGAGCUGGAGCGCGCGCUCGCGCGCCUCGCCGCCGGCGGCGGGGGCGGCGGCGGCGCCGCCGCCCCCCCCGUCGUGCCCGUCGUGUUCAUCGGCGGCAAGCUGGUCGGCGCCAUGGACCGCGUCAUGGCCGCGCACAUCAACGGCUCCCUCGUGCCGCUGCUCAAGGAGGCCGGCGCGCUCUGGCUCUGAGCUAGCUAGCCGCGCGCCGG